AAGGAAAUCCAAAAAAAGUGUCAACUGUCAAGUAACAACUGUCAAACGUCAUAACCAAUAAACAAAAUAAAUAUUAUGUAAACAAAUAAUAAAUAAAAAUGCCUGGUAGAAUUAAAAGCUUAUUAAGCGAACGGGUUAUAGAGCAUUUAAGAAAAAGCGGUUUAAAUCACCCACAGGCUUCCAUAGCACCUUUUAUACAAAUAGGUGCUUACAAAAACAACUGUAUAGAGCUCCAAAUACCUUUAAAUAAACUUCAGCAUCAAAAUUUUGAUAAUUUUGCCAAAACCGAUUUGUUUUAUGAUGUGCAUAUAAACACACAAGUGAAAUAUCCUUAUGUGUGCUUCAAAACAAGCACUAAAGACUUUAUAAAACACACAUUAAACCUGCAGUCUCAAUUAUACCUCCGCAAGCCUAAAACAGGUAUAAAAACUCUAGUCGAGUUCAGUUCUCCCAAUAUAGCAAAACCUUUCCACGUGGGGCACUUAAGGUCUACGAUAAUAGGAAGCUUUAUAGCAAAUUUGAAAAGUUUUUUGGGGCACGAUGUGAUACGGUUGAACUAUUUAGGUGACUGGGGCACUCAGUUCGUUUCCUUAAACUCGGUGUGGACUUAUUGA
This is a messenger RNA of Ctenocephalides felis (cat flea), 614 nucleotides long. Its product is annotated as arginine--tRNA ligase-like. Gene Ontology annotation, molecular function: arginine-tRNA ligase activity; ATP binding. NCBI's taxonomy places the organism in Eukaryota, Metazoa, Arthropoda, Insecta, Siphonaptera, Pulicidae. The coding region runs from base 99 to 614 and encodes 171 amino acids. The transcript is spliced from 2 exons. The record is from RefSeq and is a predicted model, not a curated record. Gene Ontology annotation, biological process: arginyl-tRNA aminoacylation; mitochondrial translation. Gene Ontology annotation, cellular component: mitochondrion.